CAGUCGAGCAGCUCGCGUGCGCCCUCCCCGCCCGAAGCGAAGCCACGCUCAACCAGAAACCCCCAUGGCGGCGCCGUGGGUGAUCCUGGGCCGCGUCGCCCGCUUCGCCGCCGCGGAUCCGGGGGACGACGCCGAAGCCGACCCCGCCGACUUCUCCCUCGCGGUCGCGCUGCCGCCGCGGGUCGCCGUGCUUACCGCGGCCCUGAGCGCGCACCCCGACCCCGCGCGGCCCGACAGGUACCCCUACAUCCUCGCCGCCGGCUCCGGGUGCCUGCUCUCCCGCUUCUCCGCCGCCCCGUUCUACGGCGCGCGCUUCGGCCUCGACCCUCCCGACACCCACCUCGUGCUGGUACACGGCUUCGGCGCGGCUGCGGGCGGGAGCGGGACCACGGCCUCCGCCGUGCGCGUCCCCGACCGCCCCGCCUCCAUGCCCGCCAUCCGCAACAUCGAGGGCGUAGGCCUCGUCGACCUCGACGACGGCAAGGGCUACCUGAUCGCCGAGCUCCAGAUCGACAGCGGCAGCGACCGCGCCAGGCUCUUCCGCGUCCACACGGGCCAGGACCGCUGGAUGGAGACGGAGCUGCGUAACCCCCUGCCCGCGCGGGACCGGGAGUGGGUUCCCGGCGGCGUGGUCUCCCUCGGCGGGAAGCUCUACUGGUACGACCUCUCGUGGGGGAUCCUCAUGUGCGACCCCUUCGUCCACGCCCCGGAUCUUCUCUUCUGCUGCCUCCCGCCAGGCCGGGUUCUCGACCUGGCUCGUCCCCACAUCCACAACAGCCGCAGCAUCACGGUGAGCCGUGGCGCCCUGCGGUACGUGGAGAUCAUCCCUGAGGGCGGCGACAAUGGUGAAGCAGCGAGAAUCUUAAUGUCGACAAUGGAGCCCACCGGUUGGGAAGUGCCGUACGAGGAGAGGUUCGAGGAGAUCUGGAACGACACCAGCUACAGGAAGACCUGGCUUCCCAAGGAGGUACCUGAGUUGGUGGUCGUGUGCCCAUCGAACCCCGAUCUGGUCUACUUCGCCCUGGAGCAGCACAUAUUCAGCGUCAAUAUCCGUGGGCAUGAAGUCCUGGAGUUUGCAGAACAGACACAUGAGCUGGUGAACCUGCCAUGGCCAACACCGGCCUCGUGCCGCUAUGUCCUUGCUUGGGACCUCCCAUCAACGGCUGCUCAAGGUUUGCCUUAUGAAUCAUUAGUUGAAAUGACCCUCUAA
Messenger RNA from Panicum hallii, 1210 nucleotides. RefSeq lists its product as uncharacterized. The transcript has 2 exons. The coding region runs from base 65 to 1210 and encodes 381 amino acids. Lineage: Eukaryota; Viridiplantae; Streptophyta; Magnoliopsida; Poales; Poaceae. The record is from RefSeq and is a predicted model, not a curated record.